AUCUGCCUAGAACAAACUGCCCACGCCUGCGAUAUAGCGAACUUGGAUCGAAAUCACUACCCUUCUACACCGUACAUACUUCCAGAUCUCUAACAUGGCGAAUACAAGGAAUUAUGACUUCUUGAUCAAACUGCUACUCAUCGGUGAUUCAGGUGUUGGUAAAUCAUGCUGUUUGCUUCGGUUCAGCGAGGAUAGUUUCACGCCUUCCUUCAUUACCACUAUCGGUAUCGAUUUCAAGAUCCGAACGAUCGAAUUAGACGGCAAACGAGUCAAGCUUCAAAUUUGGGAUACUGCAGGUCAAGAGCGCUUCCGUACUAUCACAACCGCAUACUACAGAGGUGCUAUGGGCAUCCUUUUGGUGUAUGAUGUUACCGAUGAGAGGAGUUUCAAUACAUGCGUCCUUACCGCUGCGCAUUCGCCGUAUAUGUUCAGUAGUAAAAGGAUGCGGGCUGACGUGGACCUUAAAGACAUCAGAACUUGGUUCUCAAACGUGGAGCAGCACGCCUCCGAAGGCGUUAACAAGAUCCUCAUCGGCAACAAGUGCGACUGGGAAGAGAAGCGCGUCAUCUCGACGGAGCAAGGCCAAGCGCUCGCAGACGAACUCGGCAUUCCAUUCCUAGAAGUCUCGGCUAAGAGCAAUAUCAACGUCGACAAAGCUUUCUACAGCCUCGCCGCAGACAUCAAGAAGCGUAUCAUCGACACACAGAGAACCGAGCCACAACAGGGCUCAAAUGUACCCAUCGGUGACUCAGGAUCGGGCGGAAACCUGGGCGGAAAGUGUUGUUGAUUGCAGAGACGGCGAGCAGAUGGGGAGCAUGAGGACACGAACAUGGGUAUCGACCGCACGAGACGUCACCGCACACGCUCCAAUAUUCACGUAGAAUUAGCGUGCUCGAUACUACGAU
This is a messenger RNA of Pseudovirgaria hyperparasitica, 905 nucleotides long. RefSeq names its product rab GTPase. Gene Ontology annotation, cellular component: plasma membrane; endosome. The transcript has 3 exons. The record is from RefSeq and is a predicted model, not a curated record. Gene Ontology annotation, molecular function: GTP binding; GTPase activity. Bases 95 to 787 code for a protein of 230 amino acids. Gene Ontology annotation, biological process: regulation of exocytosis; protein secretion; protein localization to plasma membrane. Lineage: Eukaryota; Fungi; Ascomycota; Dothideomycetes; Acrospermales; Acrospermaceae.